AUGAGAAAUACGUUAAUCAAUUUGGCAAUUAUCUUUUGUUGUCUUCAAGCGACAUCGAUAUUUGCUGAGCAUCAAAUUGAACUACAUCCCGUUUAUAGCAAAUCGAACAAACAUACCGGAUAUACUGUAAAGAUGUUGAUUGGUGAACCGAAAAAAGAGUUCUCUCUACUUUUGGAUAUUGCUACCGCAAUUAUUUGGAUUUAUCCUUCUAAAUAUACAGAGAUACUUCCGAAAAACAAGCAAGCGUACACAUUCCUGCAAUCACAAACCUUCAAGAAAGAAAAUCCACUUUUGUUGGUUGAAACUUACGGUUCCAGAUCAGUUGCAUUGUGUACGGAAUGGGAUAAGAUUUCGUUUAAUUUACUAGAUGGAACACAUGUUGAUUUCACAAGUUUUCCAUUCUGUAAAGUAAAGAUUAUCAUAUGGCCUAAACGCGAAGAUUAUCAACGAAUCGAUGGUUUAUUUGGUAUUGGCAUUCCAUAUGGAGUUUCUGGCAGUUCUUCUUCCUGGAAUAAUCGAUCAUAUCUAGUUAUUACCAUUGCAUUGCCACCAAUGGAUUCUAAUAAAACAGCGAUUUUAACGCUUGGUGGACGUAAUAACCAAUUAUGCGAUUUGAAUUAUGAAACCACUGAGACAUUUCGUAUGAAGUAUGAAAUCACUGAAUUGCUUCGUUUGAUUAGUGUAAACAUUGGGCAGCAAUCUCGUGUAUCUCUUCCUCCUUCUCAUCACAUGGCAUCAAAUCAUUUCGAAAAUCAUUAUGAAUUCAAAUAUAACUCCAUCAAGAUGGGCGACAUGAUGUCUUCUAUUGUAUCAUUUGCUUAUCUGAACACUAUUGAGCCGUUUAUCAGUGUUCCGGAUAAAUUCCUGCGUAAAAUCGUUACGAAUCUCAAUGCAACGUUCGAUUCAUCAGAGAACAAAUAUAAGAUAGAGUGUAAGGGACCUGUCCCUUAUGAUACAUAUCAACCAUUCGAGAUAUCCACCGAUAGUAACACUUACGUCGUUCCGCCACAACAUUUCAUAAUCAAACAUAAUCCGGACGAUAUAUUAUGCGAACUUGCGUUCAGAAAGAGUGAAAAAAUUAUUUACUAUUUAUCUAAGCCUGGAACACUACUCGAAUCAUACGAAGAUAAUGAUCCAAAUGUAAUUGUGCUUGGAAUACCAUUCUUCCAUCAAUAUUGCGUUACGUUGAAACCACAUGAUCAUAAUAUUAUUUUC
This is a messenger RNA of Cercopithifilaria johnstoni, 1215 nucleotides long. The record is from the annotation of a GenBank genome assembly. Lineage: Eukaryota; Metazoa; Nematoda; Chromadorea; Rhabditida; Onchocercidae.